Messenger RNA from Galeopterus variegatus (Sunda flying lemur), 1146 nucleotides. RefSeq names its product butyrophilin-like 9 (gene BTNL9). The annotation marks the transcript as partial. The record is from RefSeq and is a predicted model, not a curated record. Gene Ontology annotation, molecular function: signaling receptor binding. Gene Ontology annotation, biological process: regulation of cytokine production; T cell receptor signaling pathway. The transcript has 7 exons. Gene Ontology annotation, cellular component: external side of plasma membrane. Lineage: Eukaryota; Metazoa; Chordata; Mammalia; Dermoptera; Cynocephalidae.
UAGAAGCAGCUCUCAAUCUGGCUGUGGGUUAAAAGAAGCCAGGUACUAGGGCUGGUAAGGAACUCGAGAACCGGAAAAAAUAACUGUGGCAAUGACAGACCUCAGGCCCGAUGGACCAGGUCCAGCUCCCCCACAUCACUUCAGCACUUCUUUGUCCCUCUCCAGGUGGCCCCAACUGCUGACAAGAGAUGGUGAAUUUCCUAGUCUCCCUGGACUCCUCGCAGAGAGGAUCUCUGCCCAGCAGUCUCUUCUUCCACACCUACCUCCUUCUCCUCCUCCUUCUCCGGCCUGGGGAGCCAAACUCAGAGGAGAUCAAGGUGAUAGGCCCUGGGGAAUCCAUCCUGGCCCUCGUCGGGGAAGAGGUGGAGUUCCAGUGCCAACUGUCGUCGUCCCUGGACGCCGAGCACAUGGAGAUCCUGUGGUUCCGGGACCGGGACUCGGAGGUGGUCCACCUGUACCAGGAGCGCCAGGAGCGCCACAGCCGGCAGAUGGCGCAGUUCCAGAACAGGACCGAACUCCUCAAGGACCACAUCGCUGACGGCAGCGUGAUCUUGCAGCUCCACCGUGUGGCGCCCUCCGAUGAGGGCCGGUAUGGGUGCCGCUUCCUCUCCAGCGACUUCUCCGGUGAAGCUGUCUGGGAGCUGGAGGUAGCAGGGCUGGGCUCAGACCCUCACAUCUCCCUUGAGGGCUUCAAGGAAGGAGGUAUUCAGCUGAGGUGCACUUCCAGUGGCUGGUACCCCAAGCCGAAGGCUCAAUGGAGAGACCGUCAGGGACAGUGCCUGCCUCCAGAAUCCAAAGCCAUCGUCCAGGACGCCUGGGGCCUGUUCAGUCUGGAAACAUCUGUGGUUGUCCGAGUGGGGGCCCACAGCAACGUGUCCUGCUCCAUCGAGAACCCCCUGCUGAUCCAGAAGAAAGAGUUUAUGGUUCAGAUAGCAGACAUAUUUUUACCUGGAACCUCCCCAUGGAAGACAGCUUUCCUUGGGACUCUGGUGGGAUUGCUGCUCAUCCUAGCUCUUCUCACGAUUCUGGUGCUGUACUUCUUUCAGAAGCAACGGAGGUCCCAAGAAAAGCUGAUGAAGCAGGCAGAGAAGGAACAAGAGAAGCUUCAGAUGGAGCUGGACUGGAGAAGGGCAGAAGGCCAGGCUG